AUGUCGGAGCGAGCGGCGGCCGCGGCAGCCGCGGCGACGACGCGCGGCGGCGUGAUUAUCCCGCCGAAGCCGGGCGAGACGUCGCUGCGGCGGCAGGUUGUGCUCGAGGAAGAGCAGUAUACGAGCGGCCUCUCGCGCAUCAUCCAGCGCGACUUUUUUCCGGACCUGCCCCGCCUCAAGGCCGAAAAUGCUUACCUCGAGGCGCUGGAGAGCGGCGACCCGGAUGCGGUCCAGGCGACGGCGCGCCGCCUCGUGCACGAGGAGGAACGCAGCGGGAUCCUCGAGGAGACGACACGGCGUGGCGACGCGGGCGAGCCGCUGACGCCGCUCGACGUGCCUGGCACGCCACAGACCGCGACGCCGCGCGUGCCGUGGCAGACGCUCGGACACACGCCGCAGGGGGGCGCAGGGAUGAUGACGCCACGCACAGAGGCGGCCGAGGACGAGGCGCCACUGCGUGUCAACAUGUCGCUCGACCAGUACCAGGCACAGUACACGUCGGAGGACAAUGCGUCGUUUGCCCAGCUCAUGAAGGUCGCGAGCGCACGCCGGCGGCUCAAGCACCAAUGGGCGUACGAUGCCGAGGACCGCGCGAAUGCGCAGCACACGAUGCUGGCCGUGUGUGGCCGCGAUGCGGAAGGCCAAGGCCCGAGCGCCCCAAAGGCCCUUGCCGCGCCCGAGCGGCUGGCGAUUGCUGCGCCUGCGCCCGAGGCGAGUGCGCCCGAGGCGAGUGCGCCGCCUGCUGCAUCCCAGGCACUCGUCCCCUCUGACGCGUCGAAAAUGCCCCCGCCCAUGUCCCAAAACACCUGGCGGUUUCGUGCGCGCAACGCACUCAUGUACCCCCCCGACGCGGAUCUCGAUACCUACGCGUCGCGCACCUCGUCGCGCGCCGUUCCCGACGUGCCAUGUUUCGGCCCAUACGCGCCCCGUAUCCGCCAUGCGAAUACGCGCCUCGCCGACGAGACCGACGCGCCGCCUACGCCGUCGACGCCGAGCAGCAGCAUCAUCGACGCCGCAAUCCGUGGCGAGACGCCCGCGUCGCCCGACGUGCGUGGCUACCACUAUGUCGGCGCAGUCGCGUCGCCCCGCCCCGAAGACCUCGGCGAGCGGCGGCUGCAGCAGCUCAUGACAUGGGGCACGCUCGCCGCGACGCCCAAGCGCCUCGGCACCCGAGAAGUCGAGCCAGAAACGCCGUCCGCGCCUAUGCCCGUGCGCGACGCGCCCCCCAAGCCCGCCGCGGUGCCUGCGAAAAAGCUCCCGCGCACGUCGCGGCAUGCCGACCUGAGCCCUGCGGCGCGCACGCUGCUGCACCGCACCGGGAACCGGCGCUCGACGCUGUACGGCCCUGCGACGCCCGCGACGCCUCGUGCUGGCAGCCGCUCCGAGGAGCAUGCACGGCAGCAGCGCGUCGCGCAGCAGCGCUGGACGCCGGCUCCGAGCCCUGUGCCGCGGCGCAGUCCGUAG
Malassezia japonica is the source of this 1464-nucleotide messenger RNA. RefSeq lists its product as uncharacterized. The record is from RefSeq and is a predicted model, not a curated record. Bases 1 to 1464 code for a protein of 487 amino acids. Gene Ontology annotation, cellular component: catalytic step 2 spliceosome. The transcript has a single exon. Lineage: Eukaryota; Fungi; Basidiomycota; Malasseziomycetes; Malasseziales; Malasseziaceae.